This is a messenger RNA of Plasmodium gonderi, 1875 nucleotides long. RefSeq lists its product as hypothetical. The transcript is spliced from 5 exons. Bases 1 to 1875 code for a protein of 624 amino acids. Gene Ontology annotation, molecular function: protein binding. Lineage: Eukaryota; Apicomplexa; Aconoidasida; Haemosporida; Plasmodiidae. The record is from RefSeq and is a predicted model, not a curated record.
AUGGAAAAAAGUUGUAGUGAGAAUGGAGAUGAUGUGGAAAUGGUUCAUACGAAUGAUAAUUGUAGGGAUGAAAAAAAGGAACAUAAGAAAGACUUUCUGUUUGACGACAUAAUACCCGAAAGUGAUUAUAGACGGAUAGGUACAAAUGUUAUAAAUGAGAAAAUGCUAAUGGAAAAUAUAGAUAACAAAAACAAGGUUAGAAGAACGAAUCUCAUUGAUGAGUUUAACCAUGUAAAAGUGCUUUCUUUGGAAAACAAGAAUAUAUUGAUCAUACAGAAUAUAGACCUUUUUAAAAGUCUGGAAGAACUGAACUUAGACAACAACCUGAUAGAAGAUAUUGAAAACCUUGAUGGUUUGAUAAACCUGAAAAUUUUAAGCAUGUCAAACAAUAAAAUAAAAGAAAUAAAAAAUUUGAACAAGUUAACAAAUUUGUUAGAAUUGAAUUUGCAUAACAACAGAAUAGAAAGAAUUGAAAACUUAAAUAAUAAUGUAAAAUUAAAAAUUUUAAUUUUAAGUAAAAAUAAAAUAAGUGAAAUGCAAAAUAUAACUUAUCUUAAAAUUUUUAAAAAUUUAAAAUUUUUAAGUUUAAUCGACAAUCCUAUAUGUCAAAAUAAAAAUAUAAUUAAUCAUGUUGGAUCCAAUUUGAUCAAUCUCAAAUAUUUUAACAACUUGUUGUUGGUUGAAGAAAUUAGAUAUGCAGAAAGAUCAUCAUUUUCCCCUGUAUCCAAAAAACAGAGUGAUGAAGACAAAGACGAUAUGGAUUAUUUCACUCUAAAGAAUAAUGCAAAUAGUAAUGACAAUUAUGAAAAAAAAAUUGAAGAAGCUUACUUGUUGAAUAUAACCACAUUAGAUCAGUCUCUCUUUAAUAAAAAAAAGGAUCCCUCUGUAUUUCUCAAAAUAGAUUUUUACUCAAAAAUUAAGGAUGUCUUUUUGCAAGAUAUUCAUCAGAUGAGUUCUGUGUUGAUAGAUCAAAUACUCCAACUAAAUGAGGAACGAAACAAAUGUUCAGACACUUUCGAAAAUGAUGUCGAGAAUUUCACCUCUCAAUAUAUGCAAAGCAAUGUUGCAGCUUUUAACAAGUUGAGGAAGAGAUCCAAGAGGGUGGUGCGUUCACUUCUCUCCUUCUUGGGUUGUGAGGAAGGUCUUCACCCCGUGGAGUUAAAGAAAUGUCCAGAUUUUUACAAAAAAAGAACUGCACUAAAUGAUAACAAAACACUGAACGAUGCAAUUGCAAAACGAAUACAAAACACUUUUGGAGAUUUUCAUUUCAAACAAGACAGUGAUCAGGUGGGAACUUAUGAACUCAGCUCAUGUGACAUUUAUGCAAAGGAAUCAGAUGUGCAUAACACCUUUAUUGUCGAGGAAGCAAAAUAUAAAAUAAUAAAAAAGUACAUUGAAAAAAACAUGGAAGAAAAUUUUCUUUUUAGAGACAAAUUAAUCAAUGAAGAAUUGGCCAAUAUGGUUUCCAUUAACAGUUUUAUAGAAAAUUUUCAAAGGGAUGUUUCGAAAAUUAUAAAAUCUAUAAAUGAUAAAAUUUCCAACUAUUUUAGAAAAUUGGACGAAUUAGAAGAAAAUUUUAAUUCAAAAAUUAUUAAUUUUUUUGCUGAGGUAAAGAAUAAUGAGCACCCGUUGGUAACCUUAAGCGAAGAUGAAAUUAAUGAGUAUUACACUUAUAAAGGAAAUAGAUCCAACAUCCUGAAUAACCUCGAAGACUUCAUCUCAAGUAGUUACAACAAGUCUGGCAGCUUUUUAAUUGAAGAAAAAAAGAAACACUUAUUUAUUAAAUCGAGGAAUCGAAUUUCAGAAAUUGAAAAAAUUGUCGACAUGUUUAAUGACUUGUUUUAUUCCUAUCUAUGUGUUCUGCGAGUCCAGUAA